This is a messenger RNA of Cercocebus atys (sooty mangabey), 1366 nucleotides long. Its product is annotated as HLA class II histocompatibility antigen, DO beta chain. NCBI's taxonomy places the organism in Eukaryota, Metazoa, Chordata, Mammalia, Primates, Cercopithecidae. Gene Ontology annotation, molecular function: MHC class II protein complex binding. The transcript is spliced from 6 exons. Gene Ontology annotation, biological process: immune response; positive regulation of T cell activation; peptide antigen assembly with MHC class II protein complex. The record is from RefSeq and is a predicted model, not a curated record. Gene Ontology annotation, cellular component: membrane; MHC class II protein complex. The coding region runs from base 92 to 913 and encodes 273 amino acids.
AAACACCUAUUUAUACUCUUAAUGAGUACUUUUUGAAACCAUUCUGAAGAGGCUGACGAUUUGACUAUCUCAUUUUUUUGCUUUCUGCAGAAUGGGUUCUGGGUGGGUCCCCUGGGUGGUGGCUCUGCUAGUGAAUCUGACCAGACUGGAUUCCUCCAUGACUCAAGGCACAGACUCUCCAGAAGAUUUUGUGAUUCAGGCAAAGGCUGACUGUUACUUCACCAACGGGACAGAAAAGGUGCAGUUUGUGGUCAGAUUCAUCUUUAACUUGGAGGAGUAUGUACGUUUCGACAGUGAUGUGGGGAUGUUUGUGGCAUUGACGAAGCUGGGGCAGCCAGAUGCUGAGCAGUGGAACAGCCGGCUGGAUCUCUUGGAGAGGAGCAGAGAGGCCGUGGAUGGGGUCUGUAGACACAACUACAGACUGGGCGCACCCUUCACUGUGGGGAGAAAAGUGCAACCAGAGGUGACAGUGUACCCAGAGAGGACCGCACUCCUGCACCAGCAUAAUCUGCUGCACUGCUCUGUGACGGGCUUCUAUCCAGGGGACAUCAAGAUCAGGUGGUUCCUGAAUGGGCAGGAGGAGAGAGCUGGGGUCAUGUCCACUGGCCUUAUCGGGAAUGGAGACUGGACCUUUCAGACUGUGGUGAUGCUAGAAAUGACUCCUGAACUUGGAGAUGUCUACACCUGCCUUGUCCAUCACUCCAGUCUACUGAGCCCCGUUUCUGUGGAGUGGAGAGUUCAGUCUGAAUAUUCUUGGAGAAAGAUGCUGAGUGGCAUUGCAGCCUUCCUACUUGGGCUAAUCUUCCUUCUGAUGGGAAUCAUCAUCCAGCUUAGGGCUCAGAAAGGAUAUGUGAGGACACAGAUGUCUGGUGAUGAGGUCUCAAGAGCUGUUCUGCUCCCUCAGCCAUGCUGAGGUCCUGACUGAAGCUUCUCUCCCUGGAGCCUGAAGUAGUGAUGAGUAGUCUGGGCCGUGGGCGAGGUAAAGGACAUCCAUGAGGUCAAUGUUCUGGGAAUAACCCUCUUCCCUGAUCCUUGGAGGAGCCUAAACUGAUUCUGGAGCUCUGUGUUCUGAGAUCAUGCAUCUCCCACGCAUCUGCCCUUCUCCCUUCUACAUGUAUAUCAUUAACCCCAUUGCCAAGGACACUGUCCAGAAACUCCCCUAAGACCUUACUCCUUCCAGCCCCAAAUCAUUUACUUUUCUGUGGUCCAGCUGUAUUCCUAUAAGUCAUGAUCUCCAAAGCUUUCUGUCUUCCAACUGCAGUCUCCACAGUCUUCAGAAGACAAAUGCUCAGGUAGUCACUGUUUCCUUUUCACUGUUUUUAAAAACCUUUUUGUUGUCAAAUAAAAUGGAGAUACAAAAAAUGUA